Pseudophryne corroboree (corroboree frog) is the source of this 5416-nucleotide messenger RNA. RefSeq names its product leucine rich repeats and IQ motif containing 1 (gene LRRIQ1). NCBI's taxonomy places the organism in Eukaryota, Metazoa, Chordata, Amphibia, Anura, Myobatrachidae. The record is from RefSeq and is a predicted model, not a curated record. The coding region runs from base 1 to 4551 and encodes 1516 amino acids. The transcript is spliced from 26 exons. Gene Ontology annotation, molecular function: protein binding.
AUGGAAGAAGAAACAGAGCUUCAGUUGAGCAGAUUGUCCCUGUCAGAGAGUGCGGGCAGCGGGUCGCUGGCGGAGGAAACCGACGACGAUUGCGACAGUUUAACGGGGAGCGGGGAAGCAGAGAUAACAGAUGAACUUCCUGAAUCUGUUUUAUCAUAUUUGCAAAUAGUUAAGCAAAGGAGUGAAGAUGCGGAAAAGCUGAUAUUGGAAGACUUGGAAACUACAGACGUUUGGUUAAGUAAUUCUCUUCCAGACAAUUCUAAUCAUUUUAUAGACAUUGAAUCUGAUUAUUUGACUGAACUGGCUUUUGAGUACAGUGAAGAACCAGAAGCACUUAAGAAACGGGUAUUGGCAGACCUAGAGGAAGACGACAGAAGAACUCUGUCUAGUUGUGAUAUUACUGAAAAAGAUAAUGCAGAUGUGAAAACUGAAGAAAAUGCUGUGCCUGCAGAUAUAUUAGGCAGUGACAAGGAUAUAAGCUUUUGCUAUAUUGAGGUGGAGAAAAGCUGUAGACAGAAACUGCAACAGUGGGAAAAGGAACAUCGGAGACAUAAUGAAAUGGAAAGAGCUUCACUCAGUACUCAGAGAGCAAUUCUAGAGAAAGAGAUCAAAGAACAAGAUGAAAAGCAAGAAGAUUGGAGAAAGACGUUUGAGAAAGAACACUUAGUGCUGAAUACUCUACAAAAAGAGAAACAGGAGAAACUUGAAUCAGAAUUAAAGAAAAACAGUGAGUCAUGGGAAGAAGAGCUAAAAAAUCAUCAGAAUCUCAUUAACAAAAUGGAGACAGAUUUGAUUAAAGAGAGAAACACCUUUGAGGAACAGAUGGCUACAGCCAAAAAACAUUUGGAGGAAUUGCAGUGUAAAUCAGCUGUUAAAAUCCAGGCAGCAUUCAGAGGACACCAAAUAUUGAAAAAGUAUUCACCAAUAUUAAAGCAGAAAAGAGAGGAUAGGAAAAGUAAGGAAGAACUAAAGCAAAAAAUGGAUAUUGAAAGAAAAAAAUUGGAAGACAAAAUAAAGUUUAAACUUGAGGAGAAAACCCGAAGGGAGGAAGAGAAAAAACGUAAUGAAGAAAUAGUCAGAAAAAGAAUGGAAGAAUCCAAAAGACAAGAAUAUCUAGAACAGCAAAUGCGGCAGAGAGAAUAUGAGAAGAAGAAAAAUGAAGAGAAACUGAGAUUGGAGAAAGCAAAAAUUGUAAAAGAGGAAUCAAGAAAUAAAAUAGAAAUUGAUAUCACAAAUACUUCCAAGACCAAAAGCCCAGCUGAAGUUAUUGCACAAAAGGUUGAACAUGAUCAUCUCCCUCUAAAAAUAGCUAAGAAAGAACAAAAGGAAUUAGGGAAAUCUGAGAUGCAACAACAAGAAAUAAAAGACAAAAGGAAAGAAUCCAAUGACAAUUAUUUAGCAUGCGCUGAUCAUUCUUCAUCGGUACAGAAUUUAGAGCUAAAUGAAACACAGAAGAAUUUAGUAAAUGAAAAUAAAUCUAUUAUUUUAGGUGAGCAAUCACUAAAGGAGAUUGUGGAUACUGGAGAGCACAUUCCAAAUACCCAGUCUGUUUUAAGCUAUAUAGAAGAACAUGGCAUGCAGUCCUUGUCACAGCCUGAACCCGAGCCUCAACUGUGCUCAAUCAGUGAAAUUGAACAUGCUAACCCAAAUGUAGAGGAGAUUUCUGCAAACACACAAAAUGAAACUCCCAUUGUAUCCAUGACAAGAUCUCUUUUCUUGCUGGAUCACAUUGAGGAAAAGAGACUAGCAUGGAUGAAAUCCUUCAAGCCGUGGGCUAGAGUUUUAAGGGAUAGCAACAAAAAGAAUGUGGUUAGACAGACAAGACAAAGGAGAAGAUCUUCAGCAAAGAAAUUACCUCCGUUAAAGGAGAGCCUCAUCUUUCAAAACAAUCCUUGGCAUGACAUGCAACAGGUUACAACACUGACUCUUAGUGACUUGUCUGGAUGCAGUCUUUCUACAUUGUCACAAUGUGUAAAUCUGAAAUAUCUGUCUCUGACACGCUGUAGAUUAACCGCACUUGAUGGUUUAAGUAGCUGCAAAGAACUACAAUACAUAGAUGUGCAGGAAAACUGCAUUAAUGUAAUUAAUUGUGAAGAUUUGGAGAAUCUAACUGUACUGUUAUUGAGCAAGAACCAAAUUACUGCAAUUCAUGGACUGGACAAUUGCACAAACCUUAUGAAUCUGGAAUUAUCAUUUAACUUAAUAACCAGAAUUGGUGGAAUAGAACCUCUCCUAAAUCUACAGCGGUUAGUUUUGGAUCACAAUCAGCUAAUUUCAACUAAAGGUCUUGAAGCCACUCCUAUGCUUACAUAUUUGGACUGUUCCUAUAACUAUCUCACUGAACUUGAAGGGAUUCAGAACUGUGGUUUGAUGCAGUUUCUCAAGUUACAAGGGAACAACCUGUCUGAGAUUCCAAAAUUGGACAAUCAUGUGCUCCUGAGAGAAAUAUAUUUGGAUGAUAACAACAUAAAUACAUCGAAAGUAAUGUCAUCAUAUUGGUUACCCUUGUUACAGGUUUUUUCAGUAUCUCAGAACAGCCUGGUCCAUCUUGCGCAGUUUAACACCUUUGUUUCAUUGGAAGAUUUGGACAUAAGUAAUAACUGCUUAUCAGACUUACAGUCCAUUACACCGUGUAUGGAAGGGUGUGCCAGUAUACACAGACUGUCACUAGGCAAGAAUCCAUUCCUGCAAGAAUCUAACUGGAGAUGCACUUUAUUAAAAAUAUUGCCUACGUUGAACUUCCUUAAUGAUGAAGAAAUAGCUCAUGAAGAUUAUACACGUCACCAACCUGUUUCAGGAAGCUUCCUGGCACUUUGUCAGUCUCAGAUUUUUAAUAUCCAUAGAUUAUGGAGAACUCUAAAUUGUCAACAAAGUGCACUUUCAUCUUUGGAAACACUAGAAAUGUACUGUAACACUUUGAAGGAAAUAUUAAAGCUCAGCCAAGAACAUAGAUAUGCACACGAGUAUGGUGACACGGAUGCUGCUGAUAGAGAUGAUCCAGAAACGCUCAGAAAACACACAAGUCAACCAGACUCUGCCAUGCGUCAGCAUAAUAGUGCUAUUAUCAAUGGUGGACAUGAAGAAAGACAGAUCACACUCCAGCAAGUUCACCCAUUGCCGGAAGACUCAUUUUUAAAUAGUGAACAAGAUCAAGUGAAGAACACAAGAAGCCUAAACACCCAGUCCCAGCAAACAGAAACUGCUAAAACUGAGAAAUGUUCCAGCAACUCAAGAAAAACUUUAAUUUGUUCUCAGCCUGUGGAAAACAGAGAACUCUCUGCUGCAAUUGUAAUCCAGUCUCAGUGGAGAGGGUAUGUGGUCCGCAGAGAUAUCUCUUAUUAUGCAAAACUUCAUGACGCUGCUUUUGUGAUACAAUCGGCAUGGCGCUACUAUUGCUGUCGGAAAAAAUCUUUACAAAAGAAGCACUGUGCAAAGACUGAAUCAUCAGAGAUAAGAAAAUAUUCUGCCACAGUAAUACAGGCAGCUUGGAAAGGUUUCUUCUUGAGAAAAAAAUUGGCUGCUGCUUUUGCUGCUAUUGAAAGAGAAGAACUAGAAGAUGACUUUGAAGAAGUGAAUUUGGAUGAAUUUAUAUUUGAUGAAAAUGUUUUGGAAAAAAGCUGGUCACUAGAUUCUACCAAUUCCCAUUAUGGAGCUACACAUCUUUCCAGUAAACCAGAACAAGCAAAGAAAAGUGGCAUUUCAGAAGGUCGAGAUCAGUCAUUACCAUGGUUCCCACAAGAAGCCUGGUCAGCUUCGAAAGCUCAUACAGUAGACAGUGGACAUAAAGCUAAAAGAGAAAACCUCAACAGCAGGUCGGAGAAACAAAAUCUGUCACAUGUGUCUAGCAUGAAGUCCAAUAUUGACGUUUCCUUCAAGUCGGAGAAAGAAGAAAAAAUUUCCCAGGAGUGGGGGUUUAAAGAUGCAUCUACUGCACAGAUGAUGCUGAAAAGAGCCCAGAAGAUGAAGUCCAAGCAGGCAAAAAAGAGUAAAAUGUUGGACCCAGCUGUGCGCCUGGCGUUGUUCAAAAAUAAUGAAAAUAAACAUCCUCCUGCAAAGCCACCAAAGACGGUGCAGCCAACGAAAAUAGAAUACUUUCGAGGUGCAGAAGAAGAUGUAUGUCAAUUAAAUGAUAUAACUUCUGAAUCAUUAGCAAGAAGCAGAGAAAUGACAUACCAAUGGCUUCAUACCCAAUGUGGAGAUGUAGGUACAACUAGGUCUACAGGACCUAAAUGCAAGCGUUUGCUGCCUGAAUUGAAUCAUGAAGUUUUGAAUGGGGGACGUGUUCAGCUUGUGGGUGCUGUAAGCAAAGAAGAUGAUGACUUAGAACUUCUGUCUGUGAAGUCUGGAAGUACCUUAAGUCAGAACAGAGAAAAGAAAUUGGAAACACAAAUGAACUCAGCAGCAUCUUCACACAGGAAUGUAUUUUCUCCAGUGAAAAUCAAUUCAGGACCUCAGCGGAAAGAACGCAUCUCAUUUCGAGACAAUCCAGUUCAACUCAGUGGUGGUUGGGGAGGAGGAAAAAAGAAGGGAAAGCAAUUGCCCAAAUUCUAAAGUCUAUUGAAAGUUAAAACAUUUGCAACAUCUUUCAUCUUUUUUUCACAUUUAUGUUUCUGAAGUUCAUGAUGUAAAUCUUUUAUGGAUAAAUGUGAGCCAGAUUAAGUUUCAUAUAUCCGCUCUAAAUGGAAAAAAACCGUAUCCUCCUCUUAAAUGUGCCCUUUUAAAUGCCUACCUUGUUGUACCACAAUUAUUCCCUCUAUCUUUCAAUGGUUCCCUGAUUAGGACUUUACAGACAAGAACUUUAUAGCCUUCAUAUGUCUUAAUAAUUUAAUAUUAAUACUGUUAAACUUAGAGAAGAAACUUUAAUUGUAUAUAUAAUAGUAUCAGAAUUUUAGAUUGCUUUAUAUUAUAUGCUGCAAAAAUCAUACGUUCAAAACCACCAUCAAUAUAUUUUCAAUCAGGUGGAGGUGUGUGUGUGUGUGUGUGUGUGUGUGUGUGUGUGUGUGUGUGUAUAUAUAUAUAGAGAGAGAGAGAUACUGUUUUAUAUAUAUAUGUAUAUAUGUGUGUGUGUGUGUGUGUGUGUGUGUGUGUGUGUGUGUGUGUAUAUAUAUAUAUAUAUAUAUAUAUAUCUAGAGUGUCUACACUCGCAAUAAUAAAGGCAUUAGCAGGGUGCUCCUCCUGUGGAGACUAAAAAAUAGUCCAGAAUAUCCAUAGAAAAAGAAAAAAACACUCACCACAGUUGAUGCAAAAAGCCAGAAAUUUGUUUUGAUAACUCAUCGGUGACAUACAGGAUGGUCAACGUUCUGCUAUGUCAUGAAGAUGGUCCUUAUUGGACCAAAACAUUGACCUUCUUGAGUUAUUAAAACCAACUUCUAACUUUUUUUUAACUAACUUUGAUGAGUUCCUAAUUUCUUUGUGU